CCCGCGCUAGGACUCCGCUCAAUAAAGAGCACAUAGCAACCUGGGCCACUUCCACUUCUGUCCCUGCUGAGUCCCCCAGUGAGUAGGAAUGAAGCAGAGCCAUCACCACGACCUGGAGCUAGAGCUGCGCCUAACCUAUCUUUGUGGCACAAAAGUCAGCUCAUGCCGGACCCACAGGCUCAAGUUGGACUUGAGCAAUCUAUACUUGGCUACGCUUGGGAUAACCUGUUUUCACCAAAGGUCUUCUAGAGUCCUCAACGUUCAGAAAUCCCUCAUAGGCGGAGGGAGGGUCCCAGGCUCCUAGCAGACAUCAUACCAGGAAGAACAGAGAGGCUAGUCAACCAUGGUGGUGUAGAACGACAGCGUCCACCUAUGGCAAAACACUCAAGAAGGGUUUUAGAGCUGGGCAGUGGUGGCACACGCCUUUAAUCCCAGCACUCGGGAGGCUGAGGCAGGCGGAUCUCUGCGAGUUCGAGACCAGCCUGGUCUACAAGAAUUAGUUCUAGUUCUAGGACAGGCUUCAAAGCUACAGAGAAACCCUGUCUCGAAAAACAAAACAAAAGAAAAAGGGCUUGAGCCUCUCUGGUCUGUCUCCUGCCUGCGAGUGAUCAGUAACUCCCAAGCUUUCAAUUCCCCAAAUUUUCAGGUCAAAGCACUUUUCUCCCAAGGUACCAAGUUUCAUCCUCUACCCCACAUGUAGCCAAAGCUUCUUUCAAACCGCGAUUCUAAGGCAGUUCAUUUCCCCUGCCACCACUGCCCAGUGUUUCUCCACUAGCCCCACUAAAGCCCAAGGCUAAAAUUGGGACGUGCUUGUCCAUCUCCCCAGCCUGUCUACCCUCAGUUCCUGCCACCUGUUUUUUCCGUACUUUCGUGGCACCAGUGGGCUUCAGAGUCAUUCUCACUCCUCGUAUCAUUCCUGAGAGAAGCAGCAUGCUAGGGGAGAAGCCAGCUGCUGGCUUUCUUGGAUCCCACACCCAGCUUCCAGAACAGACCCUAAAGCUACCAUCUCCAGUUGUAGGCAGCUGAGGUAAUACCAGCACUCAAGAGGAUGAGGCAGGAGGAUCUUGAGCUCAGUGCAGCAGAUUGCUUCAGGAAACAAAAACUCUUGAGUCGUCUUUCCUGCCACACAUUGAUGACUGACUCAGAAGGGCUCCCUUGGGACCAGAGGUAGCAGGAUGAAGGUCUCAAGCCACUGGAACCAUAAGUUGUGGACAGACUGUGGACAUGUCGAGAACAUAGUACCUACUGAGAGUUAAUUGCCCCGUCACACGGUUCUCAGCACCUGUGCGCUUGCCCCAAAUUGGCUCUAUUAUGCCCUUCUCCAGGACUGUAAUGGGAACUUUAAGAGACCUUAGCAGUUAACCACAACCCUAUGGUCACAUGCUGUUCCUAAGACUUCCCGCCCUUGUGAUCCAGAAAACAUCCAGUAUCCGCCCUUGUGAUCCAGAAAACAUCCAGUAUCCAUAUAGUCCUUAUUUUUAGCUCAAGUGCAUCUGAAUCUUCUAUUUAUAACCAAAAUGAUCCUAAAGAGAAUAGUCUAUCCAGGAGGGAGACUCGUGGCUACCUUUAGGAGCAAGAAACACUACAAAGAUUUUGGGCUUGCUUAGGUGGUUAUGUGGGCCUCAGAGCUGAAGGGGUCAGACUAGACCUCCGUGUGGCUGUAAGGUUGAGCACAGGGAAGUUCUCACUGUAACUAGAUUUUUGGUUGAGAGCUUUCUCUUUAGAACUGUGGCCCGAGUACACAGAUACUCCAAGCGUUUGGGAAAAGAAUCGGCUGGCUGGUCAGCCCAGGCCCCUAUUAUGGGAUCCCAAAUGGCUGCCAUCAGCCCUGUGCAGGAGGAAGGGGGUGGGAGUUGCGCGGCCAGACUGAGGUCACAAUGAGCCCAAUCUAAGUUCCUUUCUUCUCGAACCAUUCCUUUCCACCUCCACAGCGAGGUAACUCUCUAGUCAAGCUAGGUGACGUGCCCAGACUCUAGGACCCUAAGGAGGAAUUAAGUACUAACAGCAGGGCCACACCCCCCUUUGGGGUGGAGCCAAAAAAAGAACCACCGCCCUAAGAGGCGGGACCUCGUAGCCAGAGGCGGAGCUGAGAACUGAGGGCUGGUUAUCGCCCAGAAGGCCCACAGGGCUUCGGGGCACCCUGAGCCCAGAAGGUGGCGUCGGUGCCCAGGACCCGCCGCGUCCACAGGCUCCCUUCUUUGGAUCACGUUGCGGUGGUGGUAGACCAAGGUUCCGGCUUCACUAAGGCAGGCUUCGCCGGGGAGCUCCAGCCGCGCAUUGUGCUGAAGAGCUCAAGUCUGAUGCCAAGCUGGGACCGGCCAGUGCUGCCUGGAGCACCGGGCUGCGAGCUGGCAGGCGGCGUGGCGCGUGCGCACCCUAUCAAGCACGGCGUGGUGGUGGACUGGGACGCACUGGAGGGACUGUGGGAGCGUCUAAUAGUGGGAGGCCUGCAGGUCCGCCCCGAGCAGUGGCCCGUGCUAGUGAGCGACUCGCCAUCAGCACCACCGGAGGUCCGAGAAAAGGUGGCCGAGCUGCUGUUCGAGGCCCUGGCUGUGCCCGCGUGCCACAUGGCCAGCACGGCACUGCUGGCACUCUGCUCCACCGGAGCGUUCAGUGGGCUGGCUGUGGAGGCGGGGGCAGGAGUGUGCCACGCCACCCCCGUCUACGCAGGUCACUCGUGGCACAAGGCCACCUUCCGUCUGAAUGUGGCAGGUAGCACCCUGUCGCGCUACUUUCGAGACCUGCUGGUGGCGGCGUGCCCUGAUCUUCAGCUGCAGGCUCUGCCCCGCAAGACCGUUACACAGCUCAAGAAGCGCUGUUGCUACGUGUCCCUAGAUUUCCAGGGUGAUAUCUGUGACCCUGCCCGCCACCAGAGGGCCUGCUUUUGCCUGAGAGAGGGCUGCUACGUGUACCUCGGCAGCGAGCGCUUCCGCUGCCCUGAACCCCUCUUCCAGCCAAGUCUCCUAGGCCACCCUGAGCCAGGACUGCCCACAUUGGCCUUCCAGGCACUGCAGAAGAUUCCCUCAACACUGCGGACACGCCUGGCCAGUACGGUGGUGCUGGCUGGUGGUUCCACCCUUUUCCCGGGCUUUGUGGAGCGCAUGAACCUGGAGCUAGAGGCACAGUGCCGGAGGCAUGGGUACCCGGCCCUGCGGCCCUGUCUGGUGGCUCAGCCUGGGCGGGGCACAGCUGUGUGGACUGGAGGUUCCAUGAUGGCCUCCCUGAACUCUUUUCAGUGCCGUUGGAUGACUCGGGCCAUGUACGAGGAGUAUGGCCCUUUUCUGGUGCGAGAAGUGUUCGAUUGAGUUUUAUAUGGACGCAGAAUGACUGGUGACACCAGGGGCCCUGCAGGAACAGAGGAGGCAACUCUGGCCUAGCGUGGAGAACCAGAUAAACAGAUUGAAGUGUUUGUAGCUGGCAGGGUUAUAUGUGGGUGGACUGCCCUUUUCCCUUUCUGGGCUAACCCUGACCCUCAUUUUGCUUUCAUUUGAAAACCCAAACCACCACAUGGUUAGAGAAUGUCAGCUCCCCCCCCCCCCCCAAGCUGGGCCAGGCUCAAAGAACAUUUGAAAAAAAAAACUCUUAAUAUGAGGGACCUAGAAGCCCUGCCCCUCACUUGAAGCUCUCAGCAUUCCCUUUUCUGUAGAGGGGGGGGGGGGGGCAGUGACUAGCAUGUACAAAGCCUUAGGGUCUAUCCUCAAGUAUCAAAAUAAGGAUAGUUGGGAAAAGCCCCAGGCCUGCUCAACCCACCUCCAGAAGAGCCGUGGACAUGGGGAAAGGGAGAGUUUUUCUCUAUUAAGACAGGAUCUCAGCUAUAUGCCCAGGCUGGGUUUCAUCUCAAGCUUUCCAGCCUCUUCCAAGUGCUGGGGUUAGAAGUGUGAACCACCACCAAGCAGUGGAGGUGCACACCUUUAAUCCCAGAAUUCAGGAGGCAGAGGCAGGCAGCUCUCUGUGAAUUCAAGGCCAGCCUGGUCUACAGAGCAAGUUCCAGGACAGUCAAGGGAAAUUGUCUCCAAAAAGAAAAAGUGUAAGCUACCACCUAGCUUAACACAUAAAGGGGGUGGUGGUUUUUUAUUUUGUUUUGUUUUGGUUUUGAUCACUAAGGGUCUGGAGCCCUGGCUGUCAACACUUGUCUGCACAGGUUAUAAUAUAGGCCAACAAACAGGUACAUGUAUCUAUAGACGCCUGCCUUCUCACAUGUCCUGGGCUUAGGCCCUGCCUCACAGGCUCCAUGUACCUGGGGACAUGAAUCACCUCAUCUCCUACGUCCUAGCCCAUGCCUGCUAGGUCCUGGCUUGACAGCCCCCAGCAAUUACAUCAGGUCAACAAAAACUUACUAUGUUGCCUGAAUUGUUUUGGGUACUGGGAAUAGAGCAAAGGACAAAACACUAGCUCCCUGCCUCUUCCUCCCCCAACAGGGUCUAACUCUAGCCAGGCUGGCCUGAAACGGACAGCAAACCUUCCUCCCUCUGUCUCCUGAGUAUUGCGAUUACAGGUGUGAGCCACCAUGACCCACUUAAUUCUUCAUUAUCACCUCUGGCUUUUAGAUGACGAAACUGGAUCAGGGAGUAAAGGGCUGUUGUUAAGUGGGAAUACCCGAGUCUGAAUCCCAGCUCCUUUCCACAGCCCUGAGCUAUGACAGGGAAGAGUCCCACUGCAGCGAGCCAUCAUU
Alexandromys fortis (reed vole) is the source of this 4672-nucleotide messenger RNA. It is a transcript of the gene Actl10, whose product is annotated as actin like 10. Lineage: Eukaryota; Metazoa; Chordata; Mammalia; Rodentia; Cricetidae. Bases 2301 to 3305 code for a protein of 334 amino acids. The record is from RefSeq and is a predicted model, not a curated record. The transcript has a single exon.